AAUUAAUGAUAAAUAACAUGCCAAUAUUGUGCGUACACACAACACACAGACAGUGCUUACAGAUUCAUCGUACGGAACCCUCUCCACGCGAGUUCAACUCGCGCUUGUCCAGUUUUUAUGCAGUCGGCUUGCACUACAAUAACUAAUGUAGACCAUCUUGGCACUUGUUUUAAUCUAUGUCGACAUAACUUCGACUUGUUCGGUAGUUAUACGUAACGACCUAUUAUGCAAUAACUCAAGGGCUAUUCCAAACUUACCGGUUAUACCACGUUGUACUUACUUGGUUAACUCAGUCGGUGUUUUAAAAUCGCUUGGAGACCUUGGACGGCCACUUUAGUUUAAGAUGUUUAUUUAUUUACUUUUGUUUAUUGCUUUUACAUUAAUUAGUUUAUACUUGCGUUAUGUGAACGUGCGGUUGAAUAAAUUAAUACCGACCGUACCUAAUGCUCUGUCUAUUUUCGAAAUUGGAUUAUAUAAUAUCGAUAUGCGAGAAAUAUUCAAGAAAAUCACGCACAUAGGUGAAUGGACAAAUAGCAAUGGCGGUGUCACUAAAUUCACCUUUGGACCCAUCGUAGUGUAUGUAAUAUCCUCGGCGCCAGAUAUGUCAACAGUUUUAACCCGAUGCCUAGACAAAAUGUUCAUAUACGACCUGAUAAGGCCUUAUGUUGGCGCUGAAAUGGUUGCUGCUAGUGUACCUGUUUGGAAACGAAACAGACGAAUAUUAGAUGCCGCGUUCAAACCACACGUACUGGAUGGCUACAUCAAUUUGUUCAACCAUCAAGCAAUGCGUCUCACUGAAACUAUGGCUAACCACGUGAAUACGGAUAUGGACUUUACUAAGAUAAUAACACGAAAUCUUUUGGAAACUGUGAGCCAAACUACGAUGGGUAUGAAGAUUGAUGGUGAAGAUCUCAUCACAGACAGUUACUCCAAAGCCGUAGACAAGGUGAUGGAAACCAUCACCGACAGGUUCAGAUACCCUUGGAACAUACUGGACUUUGUGUUUAAUAACUUCAGCACCUUGAAGAAGGAACAGGAUGACGCGUUAAAGAUAAUUUGGAGUUUAUCUGAUCAGAUGGUUAAACAAAAGAAGGAAGAAAUUUUGCACAAACAUAGUCAUAAGCAGGAUUACCAAAACAAAGGAGUAAAGUUCCAGAGUUCACUAGAAAUACUUUUGGAGAAUACAAUGAAUUCAGAAAACGACAGUAUGUUAACCGAUUUACAACUAAGACAAAUUGUGGAUAAUCUUAUGCUGGCGGGCUUUGAUACGACUGCGCCUACGAUUUUGCUGGCUUUGGUGUGUAUUGGCAGUUAUCCACGCGUCCAAGAGAAAGUUUAUAAUGAGAUAAUAAAUGAACUUGGUAAAGAAGCAAGACCAAUCUUCAAGGAUGAUUUACCAAAACUGCCAUACUUGGAAGCGGUGAUGAAGGAGACAUUAAGGCUGUAUCCUUCUGGGACGGUAGUAGCCAGGACUACCACUACAGAGGUACAAUUAGAAAACUUCGCAAUACCUGCAGGCUGUCAUGUAAUGGGUCACAUCUGGGCGCUGAACAGGAACAAGGAGUACUGGGGUCCAGAUGCUGAUGAGUUCAGACCUGAACGCUGGCUGGAUGACGUUGUGCCUACCCAUCCAGCUGCAUUCGCGACUUUUUCCCCUGGAAGAAGGAAUUGUAUCGGUAAAUCAUAUGUGAUGACGCUGAUGAAGAUCACCUUAGCUCACGUCAUCAGAAAGUUCCACAUCACAGCAGACGAUUCGAAGCUCGAACUGGAGUUUGUGAUACUGCUCAAACCUGCGGCUGGUCAUUCCAUUCAACUAGAACUGAGGAGUGAUGAAAAAUACAGAUGAUAAUAAUUCCAGCAAGUAAAACUACGUGGUUUCAGCUGGAGUCAACAAUUAGUAUGUGUAAAUAAUGUCUUUUUUUUUGUAAUUUUGAAUAAUAAAAAAUAUAUAUCGAUAUAU
Messenger RNA from Maniola jurtina (meadow brown), 1960 nucleotides. Its product is annotated as cytochrome P450 4C1-like. The transcript has 10 exons. Lineage: Eukaryota; Metazoa; Arthropoda; Insecta; Lepidoptera; Nymphalidae. The record is from RefSeq and is a predicted model, not a curated record. Gene Ontology annotation, molecular function: monooxygenase activity; oxidoreductase activity, acting on paired donors, with incorporation or reduction of molecular oxygen; heme binding. Bases 344 to 1846 code for a protein of 500 amino acids.